UCUUUCCUAGGCCUGUAGUCCAUUCUGGAAGCUAUGUUCUCAGAGCAGGCUGUCUUAUCUGCCCAAAGCCUCUUGGCUUCCCCUUCUUCUGUUGCCUCUAUGUUUGCCCGUGUGCCCGUCUCGACAUAUUCCAACUGCUCUCAGAACUUCAGGCUUGGGGAGCGGACUUUCAACCGGCAAUAUGCCCAUAUUUAUGCCACACGUCUCAUUCAGAUGAGACCCUUGCUGAUGGAACGAGGCCGACGGAAAUGGGGGAGCAACAUUUCAGUGAAGAAACUGUGUGAGCUGCAGAUGGCUGAGAAGUGCUGUGUGGUGGGAACUCUCUUCAAGUCUAUGCUGCUUCAGCCCUCUAUCCUGCGAGAAAUCAGUGAAGAGCACAAUCUGCCGCCACAGCCUCCCCGCACCAAGUACGUCCACCAGUUGGAUGAGCUGAUCUUGGAGGAUGAGCUGCAACGAAUCAAACUGGAAGGAGCCAUAGAAAUUGACAAGCUGGUGACCGGGACCAUCCUUGCCGUCUAUGGCUCAGAAAGGGAAGAUGGGAAGUUCCUUGUUGAAGAUUACUGCUUUGCAGACAUACCGACCCAGCUGCCCAUGAUGGGACCCAGUACAGAUAGGUUUGUCUUGCUAGUGUCAGGCCUGGGCCUUGGAGGCAAGAGCGGGGAGAGUCUCCUGGGGAUGCAGCUCCUGGUGGACAUGGUCACGGGGCAGCUGGGCGCUGAAGGAGAGCAAAGCAGCGCAGCCCUCAUCUCUCGAGUCAUCCUGGCAGGUAACCUGCUCAGCCAGAAUACCCAGAGCAGGGACACCAUGAACAAGGCCAAGUACCUGACCAAGAAGACUCAGGCUGCUAGUGUGGAGGCUGUGAAAAUGCUGGAUGAAAUCUUGCUGCAGCUGUGUAUGUCCGUGCCCAUAGAUGUGAUGCCUGGUGAGUUUGACCCCACCAACUAUACACUGCCUCAGCAGCCGUUGCAUCGCUGCAUGUUUCCUCUGUCGAGUACUUACUCCACGCUGCAGCUGGUCACCAACCCCUACCAAGCAAAUAUUGAUGGUGUCAGGUUUUUGGGGACAUCAGGCCAGAACAUCAGUGACAUCUUUAAAUACAGCAGCAUGUCUGAUUACCUGGAAAUCCUGGAGUGGACCCUGCGGAUUGGGCAUAUCAGUCCCACAGCCCCAGAUACACUUGGCUGUUACCCAUUUUACAAGACUGACCCAUUCAUCUUCACUGACUGCCCUCAUGUCUAUUUUUGUGGGAACGCACCUUCCUUCAAGUCCAAAGUAGCUAAAGGUGAAGAUGAUCAGAAGGUCUUGUUGGUAACGCUUCCUGACUUCAGCACAUCGCAGACUGCUUGCUUAAUCAACCUGCGUGACCUCACUUGCCAGCCGGUCACUUUCUCUGCCUUUGGUGCUAACGAUGAGGAGGAAGAGGAGGACGCAAUGGAGACUGGGCCUUGAAAUGACUCUUUGGCAGC
Molecule: messenger RNA, 1466 nt
Organism: Euleptes europaea (tarantolino)
Lineage: Eukaryota; Metazoa; Chordata; Lepidosauria; Squamata; Sphaerodactylidae
Gene: POLD2
Product: DNA polymerase delta 2, accessory subunit
Exons: 10
Coding region: 34-1449 (471 amino acids)
Biological process (GO): DNA strand elongation involved in DNA replication; DNA replication
Cellular component (GO): delta DNA polymerase complex
Molecular function (GO): DNA binding
Source: RefSeq, a predicted model, not a curated record